Molecule: messenger RNA, 2180 nt
Organism: Tetranychus urticae (two-spotted spider mite)
Lineage: Eukaryota; Metazoa; Arthropoda; Arachnida; Trombidiformes; Tetranychidae
Product: organic cation transporter protein-like
Biological process (GO): transmembrane transport
Cellular component (GO): membrane
Molecular function (GO): transmembrane transporter activity
Source: RefSeq, a predicted model, not a curated record
UCUAAACCUUCCUACUAAAUACUAAAUAAUCACAUAAGAAACUCAUGAAGACAGGUUGAACUGCUACGGUUAUAGUGGAAAUUAUCAUUUGGGAAAAUUGAAUCAUUUGGUUAAUAUUAGAGUUAAUAUUUGAUUCACUUAAAUUCAUUUUACUUGAGUUUCAUUGGAAACAACGCAAAUUGAUUAUUUGUUAGACUCUUUCAUUACUAUAACUCAUUUGUCUUUAAUUUACCACCAAAAUGAUAGAGUUGAAUUAGAUUAGAUAAAUUCCUGGGAUGUAAAAUUUAAUAACCAUUAAAGUUGCUAUUCUCAUAUUUUACCCAUUUUUCGAGGCAAAUUUAAUCAUUUGUCUUGAUUAAAUCAACACCAAUUGUACACAAUUGCAAGAGACAAUCAGCACUUCGAGCAAAAAUUUCCAAAUCCUCUUCACUUUCAAUUUGUCCAUAGUUGCUACGAUUAAAAAGGUUAAUUUUUCAAACUGGAAAAAAUACUUAACUCUAAAUCUCAAUGACCAACAAAGGGUUGAAUGUUGACAAAAAUAAAUAUCGACACAGCAUCAGCCAAGAAAGGAUUGAACAUGUUUCCGACUUAAUUGGUUCAUGGGGUCCACUGCAAAAGCGGCUAUUUCUGUUGCUCAGUAUAAUCUAUUGUGUAUCACCUUAUACCAAUGCAAGUCUAUUUUACUAUUCACUUAAAAGUGACUUGGUUUGUGUCCAGCCUGACGGAUCUAAGAGCUCAAUAAGUUCAGAUAAGUGUUCGUUUGAUCAACUCAAUUCAUGUUCCUCUUGGUAUCAUAAUAUUACAAGAAAGACUGUGACUAAAGAGUGGAAUCUCGUCUGUGAACGAUACUGGCUUCGCUCCCUUGUCCUUUCGUCUUAUCAAUUCGGUUAUUUAUUGUCUGGGCUUGUUAUUGGCUAUAUUUCUGACCGAUUCGGUCGAAAACCAGCAAUUUUAUUUAGCAUGUCAUUAGAAAUCGUUUGUGCUGUCGGACUUGUCUUGUCUCCCAAUGUCUAUUGUUUCAUUGUGGUCAGAGUCAUUCAUGGUAUCGGUGGUUAUGGUCGCUACCUUGCUUCACUCAUUUUACUUUUAGAAAGUAUUGGACCCAAAUAUCGAGGCAGAAUUGCAGUCACCUUUGAUUGGGUAUGGUGCUUUGGGGAAUAUAUCAUGAUGAUAAUCACAUAUAAUGUACUCAACUUUAGAUACAUUUACAUGGGAACAAUAGUUUUCCAAAUCGCAUGCAUUCCCAUUAUACUGAUGGUUCCUGAAUCGGCAAGAUGGCAAUUAGUCGUUGGUCAGGUUGAAAAUGCUGAGCGAACCUUGCGUUUUUAUGCAGCAAAGCGAAGGAAACAAUCGGUCAAAACUAAAUUAAAGGAAAUACGAGUGGAUGAUGAGGAUGCCGAAGAUGAUGGCCAAGAGGAAUUGUUUCGCCGUAAACUUGAAAAGUUAAGGCAAUAUUUAAUUGCUGAAAAUGAGACUCGUAAUUCAAUGGGAAUAGUUGAUUUACUUCGCACUCCGAGAAUAUCCAGGUUUUGUUUUGCCUUGUACUUGCUUUGGUUUCUAACGGCUUUCAUCGCAUUCGGCCUUGCCUACAGUACACUCGAUCUUUCGGGCAACGUCUUCAUUAAUAAUGCAAUAUUUUCAGCAUCAAGUACGGCUUCGAAUCUAUUUAUGAUUUGGAAAGUUGACGCUUUUCGCCGUCGAUCAAUGCUUAUGACAAUGUAUUUUGCUACCUCAGCCCUUCUUUUCGCCUCAAUUGCCUUCGUUGAAUCACACGAAUACAUUAUUCCCAGAAUGAUUUUAAUCACUUCAGGUAGAUUCUUUUCCUCCUCUAUUUAUAGCUUAAUCUAUGUAUACUCUUCGGAAGUUUUUCCCACUAAUAUACGCCAUAUUGGAGUGGGUUCUUGCUCAGUCGCCUCGAGAAUGGCCUCAAUUCCUGCUCCAUUUAUAGCUCAAUUGACGGCAGCAACAAGCCUUAAACUGACUUUCGGAUUAUUUGCUGUAAUGGGCAUAAUUGGAGCCUCAAUAACAAGACUAAUACCAGAAACCAAAGGCAAGGAGAUACCAGAUACAGUAGAGGGAAUGAUUGAAAUGUAUGAUGUUAAUGUUUCAAAAGGUGUUGUAAAUUCAUCUUGAUAAUAAAAAUACAAUAAAUCCCAGACUUUAUUAAUUUCGUCUUUCAA